GACGCGGAGAGCGUGGCUUCGGGGACGGAGGGUGCGCAGCAGACGGCGCGGGAGAGGGCGCCUCGGCCUCGGAGGCAGCGGGGUCGGGACCGCUGCGACCGUCCGCUGGCCUCUCGCCGCCCGGAGACGACCCCGGCCUCUCGUGCGACUCGUCGCGGAAAACGGACGCACGCUCCAGUCGCUACAUCGAGCCCCAGAAGAACCCCGUCGGAAUCGCGGUCCGCGCCUCGCGCCAUCUUGCCCAUUGGCCGCGGAGGCCCCCGAAGCAGCUGCUGCGCGUGCGCCGCGCGACGACCUCGGGCUGCGGGACGCCGGGAGCGGAAGUGCUCCGCUGACCCGAGGGCGGGGCGAGGUCGCGCCGGAUGUCGUCAUCCGCCCGGGCGGUCGGGUUCUGGGAGCCACGUACCAGGAGGCGGAGCGGGCACAGGCUGCGGGGGAGGCGGGGGGGGCGGAUGGAUUCGCGCCCUUGCGAACUCGGGUCCCUGGGCUGAGUGUGGGCGGCGGGCCGCGGGCGACAGCCAGUGACACUGUCAUCGAGUCGUCGGGUCAGAUUCAGCGGCCGUUUGCUGAGCGUCCGCUAUGUGCGAGGCGUCCCUGGGGUGCACGGGCCAGGGCGCAUCCCUGCGACCACUGCUCCCCUACCGCGGCCCCCGCUUAGCCGCGCCUGGGCUUCCUAGUCUGCUGAAGCGCCGGACCGAGGCCUCAGAGGGAAUAGUUUUACCAGUUGAAAAUGCAAGUACACAAAAUGAGAAGACUGAAGUCACCAGAGAAAACCGGUGUCAACAUUUUCAUCAGGGCUCACGUCCACCGCUGUGUCCCAGGGCGUUCACAUUACUGAACACGUGAGGUUGUCCUGUACCCGGCUUUUUCAUAGCCACUUUACGUGCGGUACCAAAUGAAACAAAAUCCCACUGCAUCUUGGAAGCCCACCCACACAGGUCAUGUCCAAGGCCCACACCAGCUGCUCCUUGUCGGAAGGGACUGGGUUAGAGCUCCCAGGCGUGUUUGCACAUCAUUCUCCCCAGGGGGCAAGGCUGAUUGCCCCCAAGAUCGUGGGGACAGUCCCCUGGCUGAAUGCACUGAUCCUCGUGCCCCUAAUUCUGUGUGCCUAGAUCUCCACCCUUUGUGCCGCACACACGGGAUGGCCGUGUUCAGGUGAGCUCCUCAUUGACCCCUACUUCGUGUGCGGUGAACUCGAGGCAGCUUUGGGGCACCUACAUUUUCCCCUUGGCAGUUCGGUCACCCCCCUCUGCUGCGGCUGUUUCCUGUGCACGCUGUCAUCCUCCUCCGCGUUCUCCAGUCCUUCCCCUCGCCACAACCAAUAAAAAUUAAAAAGAAAAAAACAAGAAAAGAGAGCAAGAAAGCAGUGUUCUCAUCUACUUCUUUCGGGAAAUGCACCCCCUCCGUGUUCUCUGACUUCUCAGAGAAGCUUGUUGAAGUUCAGAGUCUCCUCGUGUUUUUCUGUUGUUUCACGGCCACGGCACUGUUUGCUUUUUCGUUCCAUUCAGACUCAUGAAGUCCACGCUUGACCUUCUGUGCAUUAAAGAAUAGUUAAAACAUCA
Messenger RNA from Suricata suricatta (meerkat), 1562 nucleotides. RefSeq lists its product as uncharacterized. The record is from RefSeq and is a predicted model, not a curated record. Lineage: Eukaryota; Metazoa; Chordata; Mammalia; Carnivora; Herpestidae. The transcript is spliced from 3 exons. The annotation marks the transcript as partial.